Messenger RNA from Nicrophorus vespilloides, 1880 nucleotides. It is a transcript of the gene ari-2, whose product is annotated as protein ariadne-2. Gene Ontology annotation, molecular function: ubiquitin conjugating enzyme binding; ubiquitin protein ligase activity; zinc ion binding. NCBI's taxonomy places the organism in Eukaryota, Metazoa, Arthropoda, Insecta, Coleoptera, Silphidae. The record is from RefSeq and is a predicted model, not a curated record. The coding region runs from base 96 to 1553 and encodes 485 amino acids. Gene Ontology annotation, cellular component: cytoplasm; ubiquitin ligase complex. Gene Ontology annotation, biological process: protein polyubiquitination; ubiquitin-dependent protein catabolic process; positive regulation of proteasomal ubiquitin-dependent protein catabolic process. The transcript is spliced from 6 exons.
CGCAACGGUGCGCAAUGUAAAUAACAGAGAUCCAGGCAUCAGUUUGCAAAUGGCGUCUGUUAUCUGACAGUAAACAGGAUUGCACCAAAGCAACGAUGGAUAGUGAAUAUCAGGAUGCAGAUUCUGAUAUGGACUGCUCGGACAUCGAUAUAGUGGACGACGAUUACUACAAUGAUAAUGAUGAUAAUGAUAUGGAUCAGAUAGAUCCGUUGAUUAGGGAUCCAGAGUACUUUGUGUAUGAUUGCCUCACCGAAGAGCAGGUGGAGAGGCUGCUGAAUGAGAAGGUUGAGCAAUUGAGUAACUACCUCCGAAUAACCCCCUCACUUGCCAAGGUCCUUUUGCAUGGUCACAAAUGGUCUGUUAGUGAAAUAGUCAAUAAGUACAGAGAAAAUGCAAGUGCACUGUUGAUAAACUCUAAAAUCAAGCCAACAUCAGUGGUGCAUUUGCAGGGAACCUCAAGCAAGUACAUUAACUGCCCGGUGUGCACAGUGUCCCAGCAGUGUGACAAGUUCUGCAGCCUGUUAUGUGGACACAAAUUCUGUAGGGAUUGCUGGACCUCACAUUUCGAGGUCCAAAUCAAUCAGGGUAUAUCUACUGGCAUCAGCUGCAUGGCAAGGGACUGCGAGGUUCUGGCUCAUGAAGAUUUUGUUCUUAAGCAUUUAACACAAUCCGAAAUGAGAGAGAAGUAUCAGCAAUUCACAUUUCAGGACUAUGUUAAGUCACAUCCUGAACUGAGGUUCUGUCCAGGCCCCAAUUGCUCAUGUGUGAUUAAAAGUCCUGAAGUUAAAGCAAAACGUUCAGUAUGUGAAUAUUGCAAAACCACAUUCUGCUUUAAAUGUGGUAUGGACUAUCACGCGCCUACGGAUUGUCAGGUAAUACGGAAGUGGUUGACAAAGUGUGCCGACGAUAGCGAAACCGCGAACUACAUAAGCGCUCACACGAAAGACUGUCCAAAGUGCCACAUAUGCAUAGAGAAGAACGGUGGUUGCAAUCACAUGCAAUGUUAUAAAUGUAAGCAUGAUUUCUGCUGGAUGUGCUUAGGUGAUUGGAAAUCACAUGGCUCAGAAUAUUACGAGUGCUCUAGAUAUAAAGAUAAUCCGAACAUCGCCCAUGAGUCAGUUCACGUGCAGGUAAAUGUAUCAGCUAGAGAAGCGCUGAAGAAAUACUUGCACUACUACGAGCGAUGGGAGAACCAUUCGAAGUCACUGAAGCUCGAGGUGGAGACGAUUGAUAAGCUCCGGAAGAGGAUCAAUCAGAAGGUGAUGGCAGGCCUAGGUACUUGGAUCGAUUGGCAGUACUUAUUUGCAGCGGCCAACCUGUUAGCAAAGUGUCGUUACACAUUGCAAUAUACUUAUCCUUACGCGUAUUUUAUGGAAACUGGAUCUCGAAAGCAACUGUUCGAAUACCAGCAGGCUCAGCUCGAGGCUGAAAUUGAGAAUCUAUCUUGGAAGAUUGAACGGGCCGAGACCACCGAUCGUGGUGAUCUCGAGAAUCAGAUGGAUAUUGCAGAAAAACGAAGGACGACUCUUUUAAAAGACUUUUUAGAUGUGUGAUAUAUUUAAUGAUAGGCUUUUAGUUACGUUUCGUUUAUUAACUGAAUCCGUUUGCAACGUAAACAACUUUUAAUUUGUACAUAUCUUAUUUUUAUCACGGUUCUAUUAAAUCUUUUUAUUUUCAAACAAAACACAAUACAAAAACAAAUAUAUAUUACUUAACAAACAAACAAAUCACUGCUGAGCGAUUUUUUUUUGCAAUAGCGGACAGUAUUCAAAUAAGUAUCCUCACAAUAGGUGUCUAUUUCGUUCACUCUCACAUGUUCACGUGAUUUUUGUUGUGUUCCAUACAUAUAUUUAUACAUAUAAUAUUCCAAACUAUGUACA